AUGGCUCCUACUCCCAAGAUCAACUCGAAAAACCUGUCGUACGACAAUGCAGCACCGCCAUUUCUCGCGGCUCUACGCGCCCAAGCUGCUGGCGCAACUGGUCCCGAUCCACUCCUCGCUGCGCAACGGAGAUCAGCCAAGAAGCGCUCCAGCAGUGAGGAAGCUGAAGAUGUGCCGCUAGUCGUGGACGAAGACGGCAACGUCGUGAGUCUCGAGGUCGACAAGGACGGCAUUGUCAAAGAUGCCGGAGAUUACGACACGGAGCCUGCGGCUUUGAAAGAAGCUGCCAAAGAGCCCGAAAACAAAGCUGCUAUUGGAGGAAGAAAGCGCAAGGUUGGAAAAGUUGUUGGUGGUGAUUCUGAUGAGGCUAAGGCUGAAGGUGACGGGGAGGAUAAGAAGACGAAGAAAGACGUUUCUGAUAAAGAUGCCGCCAAGAAUCGCAAGCCGAAGAAGAAGGCCAAGAAGAUUAAGUUGAGCUUUGAUGAAGAUGAAGGUUGA
This is a messenger RNA of Fusarium pseudograminearum CS3096, 498 nucleotides long. RefSeq lists its product as uncharacterized. The transcript has a single exon. The coding region runs from base 1 to 498 and encodes 165 amino acids. The record is from RefSeq and is a predicted model, not a curated record. NCBI's taxonomy places the organism in Eukaryota, Fungi, Ascomycota, Sordariomycetes, Hypocreales, Nectriaceae.